AUGCGUACCUCGAAUCCUGAAGGUUGUGGAGGGACUUGUGAUAGAUUCAGCAGUCUUUCUGAUGAAGUUGCUCAUGAAAUUCUCUCCUUCCUUACCAUCGAAGAAAUUGCUCGUAUAAGUGUGGUCUCCAAAAGAUUCAGACGGCUCUCUCUCUCUGCCCCAUAUUUGUUCCUUAAUUUUUCAUGCACCAAAAUAUCGAAAGUGGGUAAUACUCUGCUUAAUACAGAUAGGUUUGUUAGUCUGCUUGAUGGGACGACGAAAUUGCGACGUUUUGUUCUUAAGAAUGUUUUUCUCUACUCGGAGGAUAUUAUUCAGGUAUGCAACUGGACUCGUGAAGCCGCAGAGAUCGAUUUAUCAUUUGUAAUGUUCGACAAAGAUUGUUUUUCUCUACAACCAUCCACCUUCGUGAGAGCCAUCAAAUUGAGACUUCACGGCGGCAAUCUCAAACUGCCCUCUUUUACCACUUCUUUUAGUUCGCUCCAGGUUUUGGACAUAAAAAGUAUAAAACUUCCCAACAACUUGCCUGACAAAUGGGUUUCAUCUCUCUUCCCCGUAAUUAAAAAGUUAAUUCUGGAAGACGUAGAAGAUAUAAAAGAUCUUAAUAUCUCGAGUUCGUCUCUCGAAUUUCUAAGCAUAAACAGGUGUACCCUUCGCAGAGUCGUUGUGCUUGCCCAGAGACUCCAGACCCUAUGUGUGGGGUCGUGCAACUUACUUCGCUAUUGGUUAUUUAAAAUUUAUGCACCCAGCCUUCAAAAUAUCAGUUGGACUGCAAAUAGUUACUCCUUCCAGGGAGGCUUUGUGUGCUUAAAAGAUUCAUAUCAUGCGAACAUAGAUGCUCCAAGGAUUAAGCUUCUUCAAUUUAUAAACAAUGCCAAAUCAGUUACAGUAGGAGCCAAUAUUCUUCAGGUGCUAUUAGCAGAAGAUUUGAUAGGGCAUUCGUUGGAUAAUGUGCAAAACUUGGAUAUGCAAGUUUCUUGUAAGGAAAAUUAUAGAGUGCCUGCACUGGCCUUCUUGUUUGGAAGAUUGCAUAAUUUGAAGACCCUGACCAUCAGAUGCAUUGAUAGAGAGACUUUUGGUUGUGAUGGGUCAAAAGUAUUGUUGGCUCUAGAGACGCGUGAUUUUAAUAUCGAUAUGGAGUAUUGGAAGUCUCAAGAUGUUGCAUUUAUCCAUCAAUUGAAGGAAGUGAAGAUUGAGAUUCGUAAAUGGGGAUGUGAAGUUGGACUCGUAAAAUAUUUGAUCAAGCAUGCAAAAGCACUAGACAAGAUGAUUGUCACUUUUUCAAGCAAUAUUGAUACUAGUAUAAAGAGGUUGAUCUGCAAAAAGCUAUUAGAAUUUUACAAGGCAUCUCCUAUUGCCACAUUAGAUUUUGUGUUGAAAUGA
Molecule: messenger RNA, 1380 nt
Organism: Cornus florida
Lineage: Eukaryota; Viridiplantae; Streptophyta; Magnoliopsida; Cornales; Cornaceae
Exons: 3
Coding region: 1-1380 (459 amino acids)
Molecular function (GO): protein binding
Source: RefSeq, a predicted model, not a curated record